Molecule: messenger RNA, 690 nt
Organism: Linderina pennispora
Lineage: Eukaryota; Fungi; Kickxellomycota; Kickxellomycetes; Kickxellales; Kickxellaceae
Exons: 1
Coding region: 30-599 (189 amino acids)
Source: RefSeq, a predicted model, not a curated record
CUCAGAAACAGUAUCAUACCACAUCUAUCAUGAAGGUCAUUGCCAUUCUCUCUGCUCUCGCCACUGUCGCUUUCGCCAAGUCUGGUAAUAACGUCGUCUCCACUGAUGUUGCCCGCGAUACGACUCUCGCCUACAACGGCUUCCAGAACGCCGACGGAACCUUUGAUGCCCUGGUGCCUAAGGGGCUCAAAGACACUCUGGUGACAUUCAAGGGAAACAGAGACUACGAGCGAAUCCUGCUCGGCUUUGAUAUGCCCAGCAAGGUCAAGGACCCGUCCCAAAUCACCAAGUGCGUUCUGCAUGUCCCAACUCCCAAGGAUGCGCCCAGUGGCUCCUACAGUCUCACUGCAUUCUCAGCCAGCAGCAACUGGGACGAGGCCACAGCCAACGCCCAGACCCAAAUAACUAGCGUUAGACAGGUUGGCAGUGUGUCUGUUUCUGACAAGGACGAGAAGCCGGGCGAUAUUGACAUUACUGGUGCUUGCCAAGCGGCUGCUGAGGGCAAGUUCAGCAUUUUCCUUGACACCAGCGGACCGGCUGUUACGUUCUACUCGCACCAGGCCAACAAGGAUAAGUUCAGUGUCGAUAUCACCUACUAAAGAUGUAUAAGAACGAUAGCAUGUUCUUCUAAAUAAGCUCAAUACAAGAAUACCCAUGUUUAACCUUCAUAAGAGUUUGACUUGUGUUUAG